AAAUUUUUACGAACGGAGCAGGCGGCGGGCCCACUUAUUGAAGAAUUAGAAGAGUUUAAACAAAAAGGACGGCGCCGCGAGUUGCACAACGGAAAAUCGGGGAAAAAAGAAGAAAACUAGAGUCGAAGGAAAUUAAUUUAUGUGUCGUCUCUCCCCGCCCCCUCUUUCAGUGAAUGAAUAAACCCACCCCCUCCACAUACUAUUGCAAGUCCCCAAGAUUGUGCCAAAUAAUAAAACAGGAUCCCAAUAGAUACAUCAAAUCGGAUAACAACAACAACAGCAGCAACAAUAAGAACAACAAACAAAUAAGCCACAGUCAUCGAGGGAAGGAAGAGGAUUUAAAGCCAUUACUUUUGAACACUGCUGCUGUUUUUUGGUUCUAGUCGUUCGUCCUUGGUUCUUUUUGUUUCGGAAACAGUUUGUGCAGCAGCAGCUCUGAAUGUCUUUAUGCUUUAAUCAUGGUGUAUUUCGCCACCAACAACAACAACACCGACACUAUACGCUGCUAUAUUAGAAUCUUUCUGAUAACGAACCAUGACAGAAGGACAUGAAAGCGACUUCUUAGUUACAGUACGCGCACAGGUAAUGACCAGAGACGAGAGCACCGAGGGCUGGCUACCGCUGGCCGGGGGUGGCCUGGCCAACGUUUCCAUUCGGAAGCGGGCUAGGCUAUCCCCAUUGGCAUCCGGUCAUGACUACAUCAUCUACGGGCAGAGGAUAUCCGAUCAGAGCGUAAUCUUGAGCUGUGUGAUCAAUCGUGAUCUGAAGUAUUACAAAGUAAUGCCCACAUUUCAUCAUUGGCGCGCAGGGAAGCAGCGGAACGGACUCACAUUUCAAACGGCCGCCGAUGCGCGGGCCUUUGACAAGGGCGUCCUGCGCGCCUACAACGAGCUGAUCGAUGGACUGGCCAAAUCGAAUCCGACGAUAAUAUGCCCACCGCUGACCAAAUAUGAUUCGGUUGGCGAAGAUGAUGUUUUCAUGACCCUGGACUUACCUGUGGAGAGCGAGAGUUUACAAAAGAUCCAUUCUAGCCCCGAGGGCAGCGAGAAAAGUCACAAAAGCGUCAGCGACCGGCAUAGCAACAACUCUGACUCGGAGAAGCUGCCACCGCCGCCCAUUCACUACAUAUCCACGGACAAAACAUCGGCCACCACAUCGCCGCCAGACGCACCGCCAUCAUCGGCUGCUCCAUCGCCGGCGGCGGCUGCCGCUGGACAGAUUGCGGCGGCUGCCGCCGGACAGAUUGCGGCCAGCGAGAACUAUUCGUACGUGACGCUGACGUCGGUACAUCAUGAUUACAACUAUCCGGUGGUGGACCAGCCGGUUGGGGCGCAGGUGCUUAACGCUCGGCGGGAGUCGAUCAGUGCGCUGAAGAAGCGAAACGCUCUGGAGGCGGCCCAGGCCAUGGCAGCGGGUCAAACGGUGCCAAUCGGUGCCGGUGGAUGCGGUGGGGCGGAAAAGCCCCUGAACAAGCCAAACGUAUCCGACAUCCUGAAGAAGGAGACGCGUCUGCGCUGCCGCUACUGCCACGAGCUGUACAGCGAGCAAUUCAACAGUCGCGGAGCCUGCGAAUAUGCCCCGGAUCCCUUUCGCAGCGGCUACGAGUGCAUCUCCGGCAUGGGCUGUGCCCGCUGUAUGAUUUACCACUGUAUGAGCGAUGCCGAGGGCGAGACGGCCCAACAUCCGUGCGAUUGCAGCAUUAGCGAGGCCGGUUGCAGCAAGCGCUGGCUGGGCCUGGCCCUCCUCUCGCUGUUUGUACCCUGCCUGUGGUGCUAUCCGCCGCUUCGCGCCUGCCACUGGGCAGGCAUCCGUUGCGGUCUCUGCGGUGGCCAGCACAAGCCGCAUGUCUGACAUUUGGAGGCCCGCUUGCAAGGACAGCACGAUGAUGACCCCCCCAGGCCCAGAAGCGAAUUCCAAUACCAACACCACGAGCAGCAUAACAAGCGUCCGUUGUGGGGUGCCAAGCAGAAGCAGUCGCAAUCCCAAUCCCAAUCGCAGCGCCACUUUUACAACUGGGAGCUGUCGCACAGCUUGGGCGCCCCGCAGCAAGAAAUGCCGCCGCCGUAUUUAAUGCAGCCAACAGGCAGGAAGGCGGCCCAAAACGAUUACGGACGCUUGCUCUUCUAGGCUUUAACCCAGAGUGACUGCUUCGGACCGCAUUUUCACGAGUUGAUUUCAAACAAUUGAUCUUUCCACUUAAAAAUCCAGAACUGAGAAACAAGAUGUCGUAGUUAGCUGAGGUGUCUGAAGAGUGGAGAGCAAUGGUAUGUCCUUAGGUUCUGAGAAAUGAAUAUUUAGACACCAAAAGUGCGAAUGCUUACAGAAUGAUGGCAACAAAAAGGUACAGCUCAGAGGAUCUCAGGUGAAAGAGCAGAAGUACAAAGAUGAGACAUUUAGGCUUAGGCUUAAAGUAAGCAAAGCCUUUAGUUCCUUGAGAUUCAGAUUGUAAAUUUCAGGCAAACUCAGCAUAUGCUUGAAUGUUGAAAAAACAUACAGAUUAGCAUUGAAAUGAACUCGUGAAAUUGAGGCAUGGUUCGCUUUCAGUAUCAUUUCGGUAAAACUCCAUUUGAAUUGCCAUAAUUUAUUGUAUAUACAAAAGAGCAGAAGGGAAGGUUUUACGUAUCUAUUUUUAAUAUUUUACUUUAUAAUUGUAAUUUACGUUUAAUAAUAGUUUUGUAUAAACGGGCUAUUUUUGUUUUUAUUCGUAACUGUAACCGACUUCUUUUAGAGAUCAAAUAUUGUACAAUGUUUGUUUUAGUUUAAGUUGUUUCUAGGGUUUUUUGCUACUUACACUUGCUUGUUUACAAUUCGAAAUUGGAGAACAGUAUUAAAAGGAGGCCGAGGCAAAGGCGGCGAAACGAGAACUAAUUACAUAUAUAUUCAAAUGCGAUUUUCUCUGCGCGAUUCCAAUUUGUUAAUGUCAAUGUCACGCGCUCAAAACUCACACAAAAAGUUCAAACAAACAAACGGCAACCUGAUGCGCAAAAUGAAUAAAAAACACACACUAAGAAAGAA
Drosophila kikkawai is the source of this 3015-nucleotide messenger RNA. The record is from RefSeq and is a predicted model, not a curated record. NCBI's taxonomy places the organism in Eukaryota, Metazoa, Arthropoda, Insecta, Diptera, Drosophilidae.